ACGAUCUUUGGUUUACCGACGUCAUGACGUCAGUGCGCUGGGUCUGUAAGCUCCGAGCAGCUUCCGGAACAUCGGAGUGAUUAAACAUUAAAAACAUCCUUCAAUCAAAGUUACUGACAGGCUGACAGCUGGACAGCUCCACACCCCGAGGACCCCCCGAGGACACACAGGGGCACACAGGGACAGGGACUAGACCGGACCUGGUCUCUGCAAGAGUUCAUGUCAUCCAGCGAUCAGAGAGGAGAGACUUCCUCCUUCAGUGUAUCCAGAGGGGGUGGAGCCAGAGGACGGGUACAGGUUCUCUGAGGGGAGUCACAGCGGCGUCUGAGAUGUGAAGCCGAAGGAUCAGAGGAGCUGUCACUCAUAGACCACGCCCCCCCUGCAGCUGCAGCCAAUCAGGAUCAGUGUGAAGGACCAUCAUGCACCUUGAGUCGUGUCCUCAGUUGGGGUCAGGGUGCGGUGUAGUUGCUCCGUCGGUCCAUCAGGGGGUGCUGUUGAGGUCUCGCAGCAGUAACCAUGGCAGCGGUGGGCGUGUCCCGCUCAGCGUUCUCUCCACAAACACGCUUGGCUACAGCGACAUGGCUAACCAGAGCGUGUUCUCUGUGCACCUGAAGGUGUCGCCCUGCGCCCCCCCGCAGCGCCCCCCUCAGACUGAGAACGCCGCACUCAGACUGCAUCAGACCACGCCGGGGGACGCCGAGACCUCGCUGGACAUCUGGACCGUCAUCAAGCCCGGACACGUCCGGGAGAAGAUCGCUAUAUUUGCUGCAGAGGGGCAGAGGACGGAGGCUGCCAGCAGCUCUGACAGCAGAGACAGGACGCCGUCAGUGUGUCAGAGCCACGCCCCCAUGGCGGGGGUGAUCAGGGCUGUGAAGGCGAAGGGCAGCUGGGAAGAAAACUGCAGUGCUAAACGACGCCGUAGGUCGGGACACAACCUGACCCUCCAGCAGGACCAGAGGACCCGGGUCCUAAACAAACAGCAAUUCGCCAAACCGGCCCCUACGCUGCGAUCAGACAUGACGCAGCAGUCAAACGGUGUGCGGCGUGCACAGGAGGUCACAGCUGAGGAGGAGCAGAAGGUCUCUGUGGGGGAGAUGGUGGCGUUCCUGGAGCAGAGAGCCAGCGAGCAGCCAGACUCCAAGCCUCUGCUCACCCUCCAGAGGAGCUCCGCCUCCAUCACACUCUCCAGAGCCCCGCCCCCUGAGCUCAGGGACGACUCAGAGGUUUUGGGGGAGGAGUCAGAGAGUGUGAAGGUGUCAGACAUGGUGGCCAAGCUGGAGUCCGAGUGUCUGAGGAGGAGAGCGGAGGGAGAUCUGUCCAGGAGCAACAGCCUGAGGAGAUCAGUGGGACGAGUCCUGCUCGCCACUGGAGACCAGAGCCCCGCCCCCUACCAGCGUGUGUCAUCACAAUCAUCAGUGAAGUCAUCAGUGACAUCAUCAUCCACGUACUCAUCACUACUUGGGGUUCAUCCUGCCGGCAAGGAGCCAAUCAGCUGCUCUGAAACACCCACUGCUUCGACAAUGACCCCGCCCUCCUCGCCACGGCAGGCCAUGCCCCCUUCAGGUGCGGCUGGAGAAAAGGAUGAGGUCAGUGGUCUGCAGGGAGGAGCCACGCCACACACUGCACUGUGUGAGGUGGCGGAGCCUCUGCCAGGCUUGUUGUUUCUGUCUCCUGCAGCAGAGACACGUUCCCCCUCAGGCCCCGUCUCUCUUCCUUCAGUCCCCGCCCCUCUCCCCUCAGGCCCCGCCCCUCCCUUCACAGACCGACAACACUCUAGCUACAGAACGACCUGUGACCACAGGCCCCGCCCCUUUGUUCCUUGCUCUAGCUGUGGCAGCCAAUCAGAGAGGAGGCGUCUGUCUGAGCAUGAGCAGGUCGUGUGUUUGAUUCCCUGCUCCGCUGUUCCUCCCGGGCGCCGUGCGUCUGCGUCGCAGGACUUCCUGUUGAUGCGUCAGCGCCUGCAGCAGCUGCUUGAGCCGCAGCCGUACCUGUUGGUGCUGCCGCAUCACGUGCUGGUGAAGAUCUUCCUGCUGCUGCCCACGCAGAGCCUCGCCGCGCUCAAAUGCUCCUGCCAGUACUUCGCCUUCGUCAUCGACUCGUACGGCGUGCGGCCCGCCGACUCGCUCUGGGUCUCAGACCCCCGUUACCGUGACGACCCCUGCAAGCAGUGUAAGAAGCGUUAUUGCCGCGGCGACGUGUCCCUGUGCCGCUGGCACCACAAACCGUACUGCCAGGCGCUGCCGUACGGCCCCGGUUACUGGAUGUGUUGUCAUGGUGCCCACAGGGACGCGCUGGGCUGCAAUGUGGGUCUCCAUGACAACCGCUGGGUGCCGGCGUUCCACAGCAUCAAUGUGCCGAUCUACUGUCGCCAUGACAACUGAGACACUGUGUGUGUGUGUAUGCGUGUGUGUGUGUGUGUAUGUUCAUGUGUGAGCGUGCCUGUGGCGCCCCUUGCUGGUCCUCCUCUGUCCCAUCCUCCAGCUGCCCUGUGGUACCAUCCGUCUGAAGGGGGGUGGGGGUCCCGGGCAGGACUCCUCUCCUUCUUCUUCUGUGGUGUCUGACUGUCAGGGAGCAGAGAGACUAACACCUGUACGGGUCCACCUGAGAGAACUGCUCAGUCUGCAGGAUCCUGAACAUCAGAGAACACACGAGACCAUGAGACUCCCUGUGGUCAGAUCAGACAGUCACAAGACCAACAUGAGGUCCUGGUUCUCAGGGUCAGAGGAGGUCCUUGACCUCAGGGUCAGUGGACAGUUCAUUAACAUCAGAGCUCCUCCUGUCAGCUGGAGCCAACCGGACUCUGUGGACCAUCAGGAACAUGAGCUUUCAUGCUCCAUUGAACCAGGAUCAUGUCUCUGUAGCUGUGAGGAGGCGGGGCUUCAGGGGCGGGGCUUCAGGGGCGCUUGAGAAUACUGUUGGAGAGCAGAAGAACUUUGGAGCACCUCGCUUGAGUUUACAUUUGUACAUGAAAAGAGUUUAUGAAUCCUCAACCAGCAGCUGAGUGACAUCACUUCCUGCAUGGUGGGGGAGGGUGGGGGAGGAGGGGGAGGAGGGGGAGACGUGGCCUUGGUGUGGAGAUGAUGCAAUAAGACAAACUGAUGAAAAGAAGAGGAGAGAAAGAGACAAACGGACUCUGACCUUCAGAGUUUUUUAAGGUUUGUUUUUCUGUCUGCAGCUGUUUGUUUCUGUGAUCUCUAAUAAAGUGCUUUAUCUGAGAGUC
Notolabrus celidotus (New Zealand spotty) is the source of this 3220-nucleotide messenger RNA. It is a transcript of the gene fbxo34, whose product is annotated as F-box protein 34. The transcript has 3 exons. The record is from RefSeq and is a predicted model, not a curated record. Lineage: Eukaryota; Metazoa; Chordata; Actinopteri; Labriformes; Labridae. Gene Ontology annotation, molecular function: protein binding. The coding region runs from base 420 to 2381 and encodes 653 amino acids.